UUCUAUCUCUCUCUCACUGAUCAGCCAUGGAAGAAGAACCACUGCUUCAGAAAAUCAGGAUCAAUAAAGACAUUGAAUCCGGUAAAGGAAAUCUUUUGAAUAUCGUCGACGACGGUGACGGUCCCGUUACUUUAAUUUUACUCUUCACAACCUUCACUGCUCUCUGCGGCACCUUCUCUUAUGGCACUGCCGCCGGCUUUACGUCACCAGCUCAAACCGGGAUUAUGGCAGGGCUAAACCUCUCUUUAGCCGAGUUCUCAUUCUUUGGAUCCGUACUAACAAUUGGGGGACUUGUGGGAGCCGCGAUGUCCGGAAGACUCGCCGAUCUUUUUGGUCGGAGAGGCGCUUUGUGGGUUUCAAACUCUUUUUGCAUGGCCGGCUGGCUUAUGAUCGCCUUCUCUCAGGCGACUUGGUCCCUUGACAUCGGAAGACUUUUUCUAGGCGUUGCAGCUGGCUUAUCUUGUUACGUGGUACCUGUCUACAUUGUAGAAAUCGCACCCAAACAAGUCAGGGGCGCGUUCACUGCGGUUAACGCGUUGGUGAUGUGUUCUAGCGUCUCCGUCACAUUCAUCGUUGGAUCAGUCAUGUCAUGGCAGAAAUUAGCUCUCAUAAGUACGGUUCCUUGUGUUUUAGAAUUCAUCGGUUUAUUCUUUAUCCCGGAGUCUCCAAGGUGGCUGUCUAGAAAUGGUCGGGUAAAAGAAUCGGUAGCUGCACUCCAAAGUCUACGAGGAAACAACACUGAUAUCACCAAAGAGGCUGCAGAAAUCAAAAUAUAUAUGGAAAGUCUCCAACAAGAAUUCAAAGAAGAUAGUUUUUUUGAGCUCUUCAAACCACGAUACUCUCGUGUCAUUAGUGUGGGAAUUGGAUUGUUAGUACUGCAACAACUCGGAGGUCUCAGUGGCUAUACAUUUUACAUGAGCUCGAUUUUUCAUAAAUCUGGGUUUCCUAACAACAUAGGAGUAACGGUAGCGAGCGCGGUGCAGUCCGUGACGAGCGUCUUAGGAUUAUUAAUUGUGGAUAAAUAUGGGAGGAGAUCCCUUUUAACGGUUGCGACUGUCAUGAUGUGUUUGGGAUCAUUAAUCACCGGACUAUCGUUUUUGUUUCAGAGCUAUGCUUUACUCCACAAUUACACUCCAGUUUCAGCAUUAAUUGGAGUGUUGGUUUUCUUCAUUUCGAUCACAAUGGGAAUAGGAGGUAUUCCAUGGGUCAUGGUCUCCGAGAUGACACCGAUAAAUGUAAAGGGAUCAGCAGGAACGCUAUGCAAUCUAACGAGCUGGACCUGCAAUUGGUUUGUGUCUUACACAUUCAACUUCCUCUUUCAAUGGAGCUCUUCCGGUGUAUUUUUCAUAUAUUCAAUAAUAUCGGGGUUGGGCAUCCUAUUUGUCAUGAAAAUGGUACCAGAGACUCGAGGCCGUUCGCUCGAAGAAAUUCAAGCCGACAUUACCCGAUAAUUAACUUUGUAAAUAUUUAUAUUUCUUUUUAUUUGGUAUCCAAUUCAUUUAAAUUAAUAUAUGGUCUCACUUAUCAAUCAGUUCAGUCUUGUCUGGCCAUAGUUAAAUAUGCAUAAUUUGCACAUAUAUCAGCAACGAUUUACUUUUUUUGUAAGGUUGUUUGGCGAUAUAUAUUACAAGAUAAAUCAAAAGUGUUUA
Eutrema salsugineum is the source of this 1649-nucleotide messenger RNA. Its product is annotated as putative sugar transporter ERD6-like 13. Lineage: Eukaryota; Viridiplantae; Streptophyta; Magnoliopsida; Brassicales; Brassicaceae. Gene Ontology annotation, cellular component: membrane. Gene Ontology annotation, molecular function: sugar transmembrane transporter activity. The record is from RefSeq and is a predicted model, not a curated record. Gene Ontology annotation, biological process: transmembrane transport; carbohydrate transport. The coding region runs from base 27 to 1451 and encodes 474 amino acids. The transcript is spliced from 17 exons.